This is a messenger RNA of Tachysurus vachellii, 1493 nucleotides long. It is a transcript of the gene ssu72, whose product is annotated as SSU72 homolog, RNA polymerase II CTD phosphatase. Gene Ontology annotation, molecular function: RNA polymerase II CTD heptapeptide repeat phosphatase activity. Gene Ontology annotation, cellular component: nucleus; mRNA cleavage and polyadenylation specificity factor complex. The transcript has 5 exons. Bases 184 to 768 code for a protein of 194 amino acids. Gene Ontology annotation, biological process: termination of RNA polymerase II transcription. NCBI's taxonomy places the organism in Eukaryota, Metazoa, Chordata, Actinopteri, Siluriformes, Bagridae. The record is from RefSeq and is a predicted model, not a curated record.
UGUUCCAGAUUGUGCUGUAGACAAAUUCGGUGUAGUUGUUGUGGUUCUGUGCCGCUGAAUGUUCUCGCUAUCAAAGUGCGUUGUUGUUUACUACCAUUUUUGGGUGUGUUUAGACUAAAAGGUGCGUAGACUAAACGUAAGGUCGUUGUAGUUUUGUGGAUCAGUAAGAUUUUGCAGUACAUUAUGCCGAGCCACCCGCUGCGUGUAGCGGUGGUGUGUUCGAGUAACCAGAACCGCAGCAUGGAAGCGCACAACAUCCUCAGCAAGCGAGGUUUCGAUGUUCGAUCUUUUGGCACCGGAAGCCAUGUGAAACUCCCAGGACCCACUCCAGACAAGCCUAAUGUGUAUGACUUCAAAACCUCUUACGAACAGAUGUACAGCGAUCUGGUCCGAAAGGACAAGGAACUAUAUACACAGAAUGGCAUCCUGCACAUGCUGGAGCGCAACAAGCGCAUCAAGACAAGACCUGAACGUUUCCAGAACUGUAAGGACCAGUUUGACCUGGUGAUCACCUGUGAGGAGAGAGUGUAUGACCAGGUGCUGGAGGACCUGAACUCUCGUGAACAGGAGACGUUCCAGCCGGUGCACGUAAUCAACGUGGACAUCCAGGACAACCACGAGGAAGCCACGCUUGGAGCUUUCCUCAUCUGUGAGCUGUGUCAGUGUAUUCAGCACACUGAUGAUAUGGAGAAUGAUAUUGAUGAGCUGCUGCAGGAGUUUGAGGAGAAAAGCAGCCGUCCGUUCCUUCAUACGGUCUGCUUCUACUGAUGUCUGCUGCGCAUGUACACACACACACGCGCACACACACACACCAUCACCAUCCUGAGGCCCAGCUGGACUGGUCACACAGACAUCAUCACACUGACAUCAUUUUGAUCUCAGAGCUGCAGCAUGCGCCGCCUGUGUUGCCACACACAAACACACACACACACACACACACAAACACACACACACACACACAUUCUGUUUCAUCCCAGAUAAUGAAACACUGUUCCCUGAGUCAGAUACAGCUCUCUCUCACACACACACACACACACACACACACACAUACACACACACACACAUACACAUACACACACACUCUCACACUCACCACAUUGUGUAUGUAUUAAUCACACAACACAGGACAAACCUUUCUUUUCCUCUCUGAGAAUAUUUUUUUUAUUGCUCUAAUAAUUGCUGAAGAAUAAUGAAUAUUUCGGUUGUGUAAUUUGGAGACGAUCAGCUGUGUGUAAGCAUUGACAUGUUUUUACUUGAAUACAGAUGAUUAUGAUGAUGAACCAGAAAAUGGGUUUCAGAUGUUAUUUCUGUUUGUGUUCAUAGUUAUUUAAACAUUACGGAAACUCUUCAGGAUAUUUUCAUUGUUUCUGAUCUUGCUUUUUUUUUUUUUUUGUAAACUGUGAGUGUGAUUGUAAGUCCAGAGUGCCUGAACAUGUGUAAAUAGAACACUUAAAUGAAAAAACACCAUAAUAAACUCAGUGAAAUGCAAUGAA